Molecule: messenger RNA, 2374 nt
Organism: Effrenium voratum
Lineage: Eukaryota; Dinophyceae; Suessiales; Symbiodiniaceae
Source: the annotation of a GenBank genome assembly
CCCAGCUGGGCAUGAGCCAUUUUCCAUAUUUGCCGUCCCCUUCGCCAUGAGCGAGCUCCUGUGGGACGCGCUGCAGCGUCCUGCGGUUGUGGCGUUGGUCGGGGGCGGGGGCAAGACCACCUUGGCCCUGCGGCUUCUCGGGGAAGCAUCCGGCGUCAGCAAGGCGUUGUUCACCACCACCACGCGGAUUCGCGUGCCGCAGGUCCCAGCAGAUGUCCAGGCGCUGGUGGAGGCUUCAGAGCUCGCCGAUGCCUGCGAGCAGCUCUCCCAGGCGUUCGCCGCCGGCUGCCGGCGUGUGGGGCUCAUUUCGCGGAGGGAAGCUUCCCCCCACGGGGAGCGGGCGGUGGGUGUUCCCGCGGAGUGGAUCGAGGCGCUGCUGAAAACCGACACAGGCCCUGAGGUUUGCAUCGUGGAGGCCGAUGGCUCGCGGAUGCUUCCCUUCAAGGCCCCACGUCUUCCCUCGGAGCCGGUGCUGCCGAAGCCUUUGAGCGGCUUUUCCAUGGCGGUGGUGGCGGUGGCGGGCGUCGAUGCCUUAGGGGUGCCGCUGGAUGAGACCCACGUGUGCCGGGCAGACGUUGUGAGGGAGGUGGCCGCGGCGUGUCUCGCGGAGCCCAGCGAGCUCGGCGACGUGACGCCGGAGGUGGUGGGGACAGUGCUGGGCCGGCGGGAGCUUUGGUGCCAUGGGCUGGAGGAGGGCGAGGUGGGCGAGGUGACGUUCCACGUGGCGGUGAACAAGGUCGACUCCGACUUUCAGCUCAGCAAUGCCCAGCAGAUCGUUGCGGCCAUCCGCCGCAGAGGUGAUGGGGUGGCGUCCAUCCUCGUGACGGGCAGAGGCGGCCCGAGCGCCUCAAACGGGGAGCUGCUGCAAAGCUCAGCGGGCACCGGCGUGGACGCGGAAAGAGACUGCGAGCAUCUCAACGGCUGGCACCCCGGUGACUUUCUGCGAUUUGAGUACAUGCUCGAGGCCGGCGUGCCGGGCCGCCGGCGUGUGCAGAAGCGGCUCGCCGCGAUCCCGGUCUUCCUGCUGCUGUGCCUGGCGGCGCGCGCCGGAAGCUUCGCCUCCUCGAGGGUGCGCCCGGAGAGCCAGCUGGCGUCUGCCCACCCGCCAGAGUGGUUCCCCGAAUGGUCCUCCAGCGACUUGGUCCGAUCCGAUUGCUACUCGGCCAACGUCACAUGUGGCUUUGGCUUCGGCCGUCCGGCCAGAGGCGCGCCCUGCACCACAGCCCUUGAGACUGUCAGCGUCGGCGGCGGCGUCGGCCGCGGCGGGCCUGGCUGGACGCUGAGAGAGGUGGCGCAGCCGGUGGCCGUGCAAACCAAGGAGCCAGGGGGCCAAACGUCCACCACCACGUCCGCCGCGGCGGUGGUCCGAAAGCUCUGGAUGGAGGUGCGGCUUGGGAAGCGAGCGGAGCUCGUGACGGUGGCCGGCCCGCUGCCCAGAUGUGCUGUGGACACAUGGCUGGACACCUUUAGUUCCGAUGCGACCAUCGAGGAGAGAUGGGAGUCGGAGUCGGCAUCUGGGCAGGGCCGAAGCUUCGGGAUCCUUGCACAGAGUUCGCUCGUGGCUGGGGAAGAAUCAAGGCACAUGGUGCCGGCUCGGAGAACCCGCGGCUCGCAGUUACAUCGAGUGAAGGUGGAGGAGUUUCACUCUCUCUUGGUCUCUCUCUCAGUGGCCAACCAAUCCGAGUCGGAGUUUGUCAGCCUCUGCGCUGCUGUCCUCAGCGCGCAGACGCGCGACAGGAGUGCCAUCCGCGGGGUACAAGAGCUUGCGCGGACUUUGGGCUCCUUCAGCGAGUUUGAGUCCAAGGAGACGAAGAUUUCCAGUGCGCAGCCGCUGCCCAAGUUCAGCCCCGCGGCGCUGGCGCUGGCGCCGCCGAAGCUGGUGGAGCAAUGCCUCCAAGGGGUGAACUAUUUCAAGACCAAGGCGCGGAGACUCCAAGAGCUCGCGGCCUACCUCUUGAGGGACCACCGCGGCGCGGUGCCUCGCAGCUUCGAGGGGCUGACGGCGUUGCCGGGGGUGGGGCCCAAGAUCGCGAACCUGGUGCUGUCGGUGACCUUCAACCAUUCCCAGGCGGGGAUGGUGGUGGACACCCAUGUGCACCGCGUAGCCGGGCGCCUGGGCUGGUCCCAGGGCAAGACGCCAGAGGCCACGCGGAAAGACUUGGAGGAAUUGGUGGCGCCAGAGAUGAGGGAGCUCGUGACCAGGCGGCUCAUUGGCUUCGGCCAGGAGAUCUGCCGCCCGCAGCACCCCAGGUGCUCCCAGUGUCCCGUGGGCCUGGCGCGGAUUUGCCCGACCCAAACUGCGCCGGAAGUCUUCCGGGACCUGCGGCCGGGAGGGACGAAGCGGACCUACGUUGAGAUCGACCUGGACGACUGA